Messenger RNA from Mya arenaria, 2806 nucleotides. RefSeq lists its product as uncharacterized. The record is from RefSeq and is a predicted model, not a curated record. NCBI's taxonomy places the organism in Eukaryota, Metazoa, Mollusca, Bivalvia, Myida, Myidae. The transcript has 2 exons. Bases 1233 to 2261 code for a protein of 342 amino acids.
UUUUUAUUUAUUGAUCAGUAAUUGUUUAUAUAAAUACUCUUGUGGCAUUAAAAGAGGAGCAUUAUAUUGGAAAUGAAAAGUUUCACAGCAAAGAAUAUGGAUAGAGAGGGUAUGCAGCUGCUGUCCCUUCGUCUCUCCAGGGUGCUGAAGGACAUUGGGAUCAGCAGGUACGUCCGUAAAAAAGGAGGAGAACAUGGCUGAUGAUUGAAGCAAUGAACCGUUUAUCCGAUAGGUUAAAUUGUUACCAUACGAGAUCCUAUCGGUUUGGUAGUCAGACAGAGGGGACCACCACACAUGGGAUGAGGUCAGACGUUGACACAUUAUAUUGCGAUGAAAACAUGCCUGUAAUACUAGACUGGAGUGAGUGGAGGCAGGGGAAGAGGAAUCACCUGGUGGUAAAAACAGAACACUCCCCACCCCAGCACUGCUGGCUGCAGAGAGUCAGAAAUGACCUCCCAUUACCAGAGAAAAAGGCGUUACUGCCUGGUGAUAUUGUUGACAAUAAGCGAAGAGUGCUCAUAACCAACACUCAUAUUGAUGUAAACGAUCGUUUAGUAAAAGUAUUUUGCAAACCAUGGGAAUUAAUCAAACAUGGUCCAUCACAGACAGCAGGUGAAAUGUUAGAUUUUGUUUUUGCAUAUUACUCGGUCAACCUUCCUGAAAAGUGCAAGUUCUUGUUCCACAGGCCAUGCCCCGGUCACUGGCCUAGACAUGACACAUUGGCCAAAGCAAGGCAAACUGGAGUGUUCCUUGUUCCACAGGGAUACAAUGAAGAUCCUUCAAAGCAAGUCAGGUGCCACUCUCCAACAUUACAUGUGCCUCCAGAAGACUUACACUAUCCUCAUUCAAAGCGAGAGUGGAGAUUUUCAACUUCAUUGAUGAAGAGACUGCUUGUAUUUGAUAUGGAUAAAGUACAGCAUAGGGUAUAUGUAUUCGUCAAUAUGAUUAUAAAAUCAAUCAUUAAGCAGUUCCUAGAUAAUCGUUUCAGCACAUUUCAUGUUAAGACUGCAAUAUUGUUCACUAUAGAGACAUAUCCAUCAAACAUAUAGAGGGAUGACAACUUUGUACAGUGUGUCUUCUCUCUGACCACACUUCUCAGAUGGCUGAAGAUCAGGUAUUGUCCCCACUACACAAUCUCUGGUGUGAAUCUAUUCACUGGAAAACUGUUUAAACAUGAGCAAAAAAGCUUAUAUAGCAUUAUAUCGACAAUCAUCAAGAAAAUCAUUCAGUGCAUGUUUUCCAUUGAAAUGGACGACCUUGGGACAAGAUUGUAUUAUGUGAUUUAUUCUGUGAUGUUCCCACAAGGAAUUACAGAUCUUAAACCAAGGGCUAUAAUGAAUGAGCUCCAAAUAUCAGAUUGUUAUGAAUGGUUUUCAUCAGUCGGUACAGGAAUGUCAAAAAAUAUGAAUACAAAACAAACCAUUCUUGAACGUCUAGAGAUGCUGUGUUUCAAGAAUGACAAUAACACAGCACUUGAAAAAGAGGCAGCAACUGUGUUAAUACCUUUAGUGUGUGGAGGUCUUGCUUCCAUCCACACCUCAAGGUGUAUAUACCAAGGAAAACCCUUCACAAGUGACAUUCUUAACUUGUACAGGUUGUCUUUCGACUUUGACCUGCUGUACAAUAUGUUGAAGUUUGCAUCCAUGUUGUACUGCAAGGGGCAGUAUGAGGCAGCAGGAAAAUACCUGACCUACUGUGAGGGACUUCUGGGCGUUCUGUGUGGCAAUACUGUGGUUGUACUUGAAACAAAACAACAAAAACAGUACAUGGAAAAGAUUAUAAACACACCAUUUAAAGAUAUGUUAAUGAGAUAUACAGUAUUCCAUGUUAUUUUCACUCAACAAGAUAUUCAUUGUGUUCCGCAACAUCUGGUGUUUGAAAUGUUCAGAACAAUAACAGAUGAAGACAGGCAACAAAGACAUCCGGAAAAUUUUUAUGAGUGGAUGGACCUCAUUGUGAUUGACACAAUCCCAUUUCUCCACUACCUGCAGUACCUCACACACAGACAACUGAACCAACGAUACAGAAAACUUGUAGCACUUUUCAACCUCGCUUACUACAUAUCUUUAAGUGAAUGUCGUGGUAACAUAGAUACAACCUUAAAUAUGCUUGGACACUGUUGUGAACUGGAGAACAAUCUCCAUCUGGCUUGGCUCUGCUACAUUAGGUCACUGCGACUCUACCCAAGACACAAUGCAGCAAACUGGCACGUAGUUAUGAUCAUGUAUCAACACAUUCAUCGUUGCAGGAUCAGGCUUUAAUUUCGUUUGAUGAUCAAGUGAUUCCAGAAAAAGAAAAACAAAAUAUCGUACACAAUUUUAAUAUGGACUAUAGUUAUGCAAUAAAUAUACUUGUGCAUGUAUAUAUAUUUCAAUGAUAUCAAUAACAUAAGUUUUACAUUCAAUUCAUCAUUUUUUUUCUUAGAAACCAGUCAAGCUUAGUACAAGAACAAUACAAUUUCAUUGAUUUCUUUUAAACUUAAUUUCUAUAAUUGUUUCUUCAAGCCAAAUUGCUAAAAUUCCUGAAGGUUAAUAUCAAGAAACUCUGUCCUGUCAUAUAUGAAAGAAACUUACCAUCGAGACAGUCAUACUGUAAGGAGAUCUUCGCUGGGGCACCAUAGUAUGUCCUCGUCACAUUGUUCACCAUUGACAACGUGGCUAUUAUAAUUCCUAAAAAGAAGAUUGUUAUUGUUCACCAUUGACAACGUGGCUAUUAUAAUUCCUAAAAAGAAGGUUGUUAUUGUUCACCAUUGACAACGUGGCUAUUAUAAUUCCUAAAAAGAAGGUUGUUAUUGUUCACCAUUGAC